AUAAAUGAAUAAAAAAAUAAUAGGAAUUAGAAUGGACAUCGUCUUAAUCAAAACCACCGUCAACCACCCAAAGGAUGCCCCACCACCACGCUUGACGUAAUGCAGAAAUUGCCUGCCUCUUUCAGGGAGGGGGGGAAUUCCUCCAGGGAAGACUAGAGUAUAAAAUGACAGCCCAUCACGAAGACACGACACCUCCUUCGGGCCCUGGCAACCCUCAGCAUCAGUGGCAGCUCGACAAGAUCUUCCCUUCAGCGCGUCAUGCCCUCUAAACUUAAUCUAGUGCUGCUCUCUGCAGUGAUGCUGGCCGCUCUGCAGCCGCGCGCCUCCGGUGCUCCGCUGGAAGACGCGUUUACGGACAGCCCGGCGGGGGACACUUCAGGUGAGGAGGGGGAGGAAGAGUCCCCUCAGUCGACGACCAACCCCUACUCUCGUUUCGCUUUCCUGAACGACCGUCACAAGCAGGAGUUUGAAGCAGAAUUCCAAGGUGAACAAUACAGCCGCCUGCACUCCCGCAGUUCCCCCCUGUUCCCGGAGAAGUGCCCCGCCUCCAACUUCAGCAAGGAGGCUUGUCUCCACAGGUUGGCCCAGGGCCUCCUCACCUACAAAGUUCUCCUCAAGCACGUGGAGAAGGAGUACCCCAACAGUCAGAUCCUCCAGGAAGUCAGAGGACUCUCCACCAUGCUGUACGAUCAGGUUAUGAAAAAGAUGAAAAACAAGAAGCGGGUCACGCCGCCGACCACGGCCGAGGAGGAGCAGAUGCUGAAGGACAUCGCCUCGCCCAAAGAUCCCUUCGACAGGAAGAUUAUGGCACACGCCAUCCUGCACUACCUCGCCAACUUCGCCUUCGACGGCAAAAGAGCCAUCGACAGAAGGGAGAGGCUCAGAUCGAUGGGAAUAUGGCACAGCGCUUAAACCAAACGUAGAAAGAAAAAAAUGAUAAAGCAACUGUUACAAAUGAUUAUCUCAGGGAAACUAGGUGUUAGUAACACCCUUACUCUUGUCAGCAAGUGCACCGACAAAGUGUGAGUGCGAUGGGUUUGCAGCUAUCCACUGUAUGUACUAUGUAUUCAGUAUUGUAAGCAUGUGGGCUUUCUUUGCCCAGUUUUUUUUUUUGUUUUGUUUUUUAACUUAUUUUACCUAUUUAUACACAGCUAUUUAUUGGAGAAAAAUCUGUGAUUGUAGGAUUAACUUGAGCAGCAGAUGGAAACGUAUCAGAACAUCAAUGGCUGUCCAUUUUUUUAAAAAGAACUAUUUUGUAGUAAUUAUAUUGAAUAUUUAUUUAAAAGCUAAAGCUAGUGCACAUUUUCAUGAUGUCUUUGAUGUACACGCUCCUGUGAACGGGGCAACAUUGUGUAUGCACACGGAGAUAAAUAAAAAAAAACAUGAUUUGAUGAGAAACUUUUGUCGCGUCUACUACACUUGGCAGAUUUUCAAGGCUGCAUUUGGAGGCCGAUCAGAUUCUGACCGGUCUCCUCGUGCGUGCGCAUUUAUGUUCAAUGGAAAAUGUGACAUGAAGUAAAUGAUCUAUGAAUCACUGCUAUUACAUUACUGAAGGUUCAGUGGAAGAAGGCCCUUUAAGGACAGUUCCCGUAUUUUUUGAACAACCACUUGACUGGUUGAAAUGUAAAC
Messenger RNA from Mugil cephalus (flathead mullet), 1629 nucleotides. Its product is annotated as interleukin-6-like. Gene Ontology annotation, cellular component: extracellular region. The transcript is spliced from 5 exons. Gene Ontology annotation, biological process: neutrophil differentiation; T-helper 17 cell lineage commitment; macrophage differentiation. Bases 259 to 912 code for a protein of 217 amino acids. Gene Ontology annotation, molecular function: cytokine activity; interleukin-6 receptor binding. NCBI's taxonomy places the organism in Eukaryota, Metazoa, Chordata, Actinopteri, Mugiliformes, Mugilidae. The record is from RefSeq and is a predicted model, not a curated record.